Molecule: messenger RNA, 1391 nt
Organism: Megalops cyprinoides (Indo-Pacific tarpon)
Lineage: Eukaryota; Metazoa; Chordata; Actinopteri; Elopiformes; Megalopidae
Gene: cyb561d1
Product: cytochrome b561 domain-containing protein 1
Exons: 3
Coding region: 559-1257 (232 amino acids)
Molecular function (GO): transmembrane monodehydroascorbate reductase activity
Source: RefSeq, a predicted model, not a curated record
GAAGUCAGAAAGUGUCGCCAGAGUGUGAUAAGACUCUUCAACCGGAACGUGACGUUCGACACGCUUCGGGAUAAAACUGAUGUGGCUAAGACUAUAUUUAUGCACGGACACAGCGCCGGAAAGAAGCACUAAUCCUUUGCUGAGGGAUUUUUAGAUUUCAGCAGAUCGGUUCAUGUGGCUUACAGAAGUCCAGUCAUUCCAGGAUAACCAGCGCUGAACGUUUACUGCGAUGCGUCGAUACUCUGUAACCCGAAAGGUGUAGUAUUUUAAAAUAUGCUGGAACACAGCUACAUAACUAGAUAUACUUGACACUUCAACCGGCAGACCCACUGCAGGUUGCGGCUGAUCACAUUUAGGGGAGCUGUGUUAACAGAGGCUGCAGUGAUUGAAGUUAUGUGACGUCUAGGGACUAGACUACCAUGUUAUAAAACGUCACUAAUUUUUGGACGCUCUGGAAACAAUCUCCACGCCAUGCGUUGUUUCUUCGUCCGUGCCGGCUUUUCCCGGGAUACGAUGUUUCCUCCAUCUGAAGUAUCAACAGUACACACACGGUGAACUAUGCGGACGGACGUGGAGUACAGUCCCGUCGGCGAGGGACUGGGGAUGAACGAGUUCUGGCUCUAUGUGUGGAUGCGGAGAGUGGCGGUGAUCGCUGCGCAUGUCGUCGCCCUGGGAUUCACUAUAUUAAUGUCUCUACUAUCCCGACCGGGAACAAGUCUCUUUUCCUGGCAUCCAGUGUGCAUGUCUGUUGCAUUCUGUCUGUGCAUGACAGAGGGGAUCCUGCUCUUCUCCACGGAGGGCUCGCCGUUCUGCUUCAAGUCCCGCAAGGGGAAGGUGCGCCUGCACUGGUUUCUGCAGGCUCUGGUGGUGCUGGGCGGGGCCACGGGCCUGGGCUUCAUGGUCGCCAGCAAGCGGGUGUCAGAGCGCCCCCACCUGGCCACCUGGCAUAGCCUGCUGGGCGUGGGCACGCUGGUGGCCACCGCGCUCCAGGCGGCCUGCGGCCUCUGCCUGCUCUUCCCCAAGCUGCAGGGCGUGACCUCGCACGCCCGCCUCCGGCUCUACCACGCCACCUGCGGCCUGGUGGCCUACCUCCUGGCCACGGUCACCGUGGUGCUGGCCAUGUUCACCGACUGGUUCCAGGCCACCGUCAAGGGCCUGCUGUGGUACGCCUUCCUGCUGCUGCCCCUCUUCCCCGCCCUGGUGGUGAUGAACCAGAUCACCAAUGCCUACCUUCCCAAGAAGAAGAUCACCACCUGAGUGACCACCACCUGAGCGAGAGUUCUUUUCAGUCCUGUUCCUAUGGGUAAUGUGCACAAUUUCACCAGUGAACAUUAAAGCCAGCCUGGUAUCUACUGUAGUUUGCCUGGAGAUUUCUACUGAAAAUGGAGGGU